Molecule: messenger RNA, 855 nt
Organism: Caenorhabditis elegans
Lineage: Eukaryota; Metazoa; Nematoda; Chromadorea; Rhabditida; Rhabditidae
Gene: clec-195
Product: C-type lectin domain-containing protein
Exons: 5
Coding region: 1-855 (284 amino acids)
Source: RefSeq, marked reviewed
AUGCGCCUACUAGUUUUCUUCUUGAAAAUCGUUUUUUUCCUUAAACCGGCUAUGCCAGUUGAGAAAAUGCUAAUAUUUUAUGGAACAAUUGACAAAUUCAACGUUAAUCCAUUAAUUAACAUGGAUCUUAACUCUUGCGUGAGAAUCGUUUCCGAUUUUUCCACGGUUAUCCUGGCUUCUUGGAACAGUAGUGAGAACUGUCACCUUUUUGGGUUUGAUCAGAUCCUUGAUCAGAUCCUGGAAAUUAAAACCAAUGAAGGAGAUAUGGGGCAGUAUUUAAUUUUAAAAUCUGACCAACCAAACAGUACAUGUCCAGCUUUUCCGGAAACCGAUAUAAGGCGACCUGUAAACGAAAGUUGGUCCAAAACUGAGAAUGGAUGGACCACACGAUUGUGUAAAAAUGGCUGGAUGCUGUUCAGUAGACCCGAUUCAAUUUUCGUGUGUAUGAAAUUUAUUCAACUGGAACGUGGAGCGACCCGAGAAGUUGCUUUGCAAACUUGCAUUGACAAUGGUGCAAUAAUGACAGGGCUUGCAACCCGCAGUGAAGUUGAUUGGUUGAACAAAUUUGUAGUAGCUCCUCUGCAAACUGGAGAAUGGGAUGGAAUUUGGAUAAAUGGAAUGCGAGACUGUAGCGCAAACACCAACAAAACGUGCCAAAACUUUGUUUGGAGUGACGGUUAUACUACUGAUACGGAACUUUUACUGUCGGGAAUUCUUUGGGAUCCAGGAUAUGAUACUCAACAACAGGAUUGUCUGACAGUGUACAAUGCCUACAGUGACACAAAAUUGAAUUUGGUCAGCUGUACAGAAUAUAAUCUGGCGAUUGGAGUGGCGUGCGGAUAUAAAUUCGAAUAA